AUUUGCUGAUUGUUUUGACAGAAUUUUGCCAAUCUUCUUGGCUGUGAUCACAGUUAAGAGUCAAUCGGCUCUAUAAUGGAAUAUCUAGCGCCAGAACACCAAGAUAUUGCCAAAGAAGGACUUGAUGAAUUACGCCUAAACUUACCGUCAGCUGAAGAAGAUGUCCUCGAGAAAGUAAAAGCGGAAGCAACGCCAUUUCCUUGUCUGUUUAAAAUAGCACAGGAUUUCACGAGUAAAAAUCUGCCGACCGCAUCAAUUAUAUGGGAAUACUUGCUAGAGAAAGCCACGAGCAAGCAACAAAAAUUUGAUGUUAUGAACAAACUCUUUCAUGUUCAGAUCGCAACAGGUCCUUGGAGAGUCGCUGUAGAGACAGCAAAGAAAUUAUAUCAAGACACCGCUCUAGAGUUCUCAUAUGAUGGUUUGAAGGGACUCACAGGAAAUAAAAACCGUCUCGAACCCCUUAUAGCAGCACCACUCUUAUUUGAAGCUGCUCUGAAUCUCGGAACAAUACAUCGCCUUCUUAAAGAACUAAACGAAGCUGAGGAAUUUUAUCGGAAGGCGUGGAACAUUGCUACAUCUGUGAAAGAUAUUGACAGAGAAUCCUUAGCUAAAAUACAUCUAGCAAUUUGUUUGCUCGAUCGCGGAGAACUAAGACAGGCCAUAGACACCUAUUUCAAGCCACUGAUGGUUUCCAAAGCAACAUUGAAACCUCGCACAAGAGCUCUUUACCUUCAAUAUUAUGGUAAUGCCUGUAGAUCUGCGGCAGACUGGGGCAGAGCUAAAGAGUACCUCCGAGAAGCCCUGGACCUUGCCAAGAAAAUUAAAGACGUUGGUCUUGUGUCUAGUUGCUGUGGGGACCUGGGUAACGUUUUCAGAUCGGAAGGAAGGUUUAAAGAUGCAGAGCAGCUCUUCUCACUUCACCACAAGUUCGCAUUGAGCAGAGGAGACAUCCAUGGCCUGGCUAUUGCUUGUGGCAAUAUCGGAUUCUUGAAGUUUUACAACCCCGAAGAGUUUGAUGAUUCCGUGGUGUACCAGUUCGUUGAAUACUCCCUUGCUGAGCAAGUGGGCGAUUUUGCACGAAUGGGAAUUGCAUUUAACAAAAUUGGCAAACUAUAUACUGCACUGGGUUUCAAUGAAGAAGCCGAAGAGAUGUUCAAAAUCGCCAUCGAUGGUGCACGCAGGGCGGACAAUAUUGCUGGCGAAGGGAUGGCGUGGGGAAAUUUAGGCACGGUCUACAGAGCUUUAGAAAGGUUUAAAGAUGCGAUUGAUUGCCAUGUAAAGUAUCGAGAUAAUGCUGAAAGGCGAAUGGAUGUCGGUGGGGUAGCCAUUAUGCAGCAUCAGUUAGCCAUGGACUACAUCCUUUCUGGAAAGCUACCGGAAGCAGAGAGGUCGGUUCUCGAUGCGUUUCAAACACUGGAGGUUGGAAACCCCAUCAUGCCUUUCGAAGAACUUCCACAGCUCCCCUCUGCAGAGCGUGAAGUGCACAUGAUUACAGAGACUAUCAACUCGCCAAUGUCUGAAAUUCUUAUAGGAUCUCAGGCUAAAAAGGCGGUAGUGAUGGAGGCCAUGCCAAAAUACAAGAUCCUACAUUUUGCAACGCACGCUAUUAUCGACAACGAAGACUCUCAUGGGGAUUUUAGCAUGAGAGGACUUGUUGUUCUCGCAAAGUCUGGGCUCGAAUGUAAUGGUAUUCUCACGGCUGAAGAAGUGAGGGGCUUGGAACUGAAUGCUGAACUUGUUGUGCUGAGCUGUUGUGAAACCGGACUGGGUAAAGUGACAGGCGAUGGAAUACUGGGCUUGUCACGGGCGUUUCUGGCAGCCGGUGCAGCUUGCGUGAUUGUCACGCUAUGGAAGAUUGAUGACAAUUCUGCUUCUGAAUUGAUGACGUCAUUCUAUCGUGAAUACAAAUCUUCCCGUGAUGCUGCGGUAUCGUUACAGAAGGCCAUGAAAACUGUUCAAACUAAAGAGGACACUCGAAGUCCACAACAUUGGGCUGCGUUUUCCAUUGUCGGUGUUCCCGCUGUCAAAUGACUCUUUUCCAACGAGCCAAAUGCUUUGUUCAGUUAAUAUUUCAAAAUAGUGCAAACUUUAAAUGAGCAUCGAUAGUCAUUCAGGAUACGUCAUCCUCCAAAUUUUUUUUAUUCACUUUUAGCACAGGGUGUGUUAAUGAGCCUAAGAUUUGUUACCAAAAGUUUUGGGAACAGCUAUGAGCGAUAGAAACCACAGCUACAGCUUUCUCAUUUUGCAACAAAAUUUUACAUACUACCAGAUAAUAACAACAAUAUUCAGUUAAUUCUAAAAUUAUACAAUGUCAGUGGACUCUCCAACCGGUUGUUGGUUUGUUUUUCAACUGAAGUUUUUCUGCUCACAGUCUAAUACUGACUCUAAAUCUAAACAAAGUUUGAAGUAAUACCACUAAAAUCAACUACUAUGUUAUUGAAUUUCGUAUGUUAACAUUUUUAAGCCACAAAAAUUGUGGAGGCUGCUAUUUACAUUUGUUUAAGUAGGAAAUGCAAAACGAAGCACAGUUGGCAAAAGGUACCAACAAAUGUAAUGUAACAUACACCAGAUGAAAGUUUGGUUGACUCGUCUAUCUCUAAGCUGUUUGAAACAAACAAGUUUUCUUUGUAUUAUUGAACAGCAAGGAAUGUGGUAAACAAUAAACACAAAACCCUUUUUAUACUUAUUUCAACUUAUUGACCGGCCAGCCAAAUAAAGGAAUGCAAAAUUGACAGUGAAAUUUUAACUUCUUUUAUUUCACCUCCGUUUUAUAUUUUUGAGGUAGUUUUGUCAUAAAGAAUUGAUUAAAUUAAACACGAGUAACACAAGGCUGAGGCCUCUUAAUUAUCAAUUUAUAUUAGUUUCCACGAGCACUCAACUCGAUCAACCAACUUCUGAUCUCAUAUCAGCUCAUGUUUGAUCUAAUUUUAGGGAGAGUUUCGACACUGUAGUGCUCCCAUAUAUUAUCACGGUACUGUCAUAUACAUAAAAAUACACCCUUCUGUUCAAUUUACAUACAUCUAUAUUUAAAUAAAUGCAACA
Messenger RNA from Pocillopora damicornis (cauliflower coral), 3042 nucleotides. RefSeq lists its product as uncharacterized. Gene Ontology annotation, molecular function: protein binding. Lineage: Eukaryota; Metazoa; Cnidaria; Anthozoa; Scleractinia; Pocilloporidae. The record is from RefSeq and is a predicted model, not a curated record.